This is a messenger RNA of Nicotiana tabacum (common tobacco), 882 nucleotides long. The record is from RefSeq and is a predicted model, not a curated record. NCBI's taxonomy places the organism in Eukaryota, Viridiplantae, Streptophyta, Magnoliopsida, Solanales, Solanaceae.
AUGUGUACCAUUAGGUGUUUAGUUGCUUUUGCCAUUAAGAAAGGGUGGCCCUUGUAUCAGCUGGAUGUGAAUAAUGUCUUUCUUGAUGGGGACUUAGAUGAAGAGGUGUAUAUGAAGCUUCCGCAAGACCUCACAAUUGUUACCUUUUCUCAAUUUGCUUCGCAUUUGGUUCGUAAGUUGCGAAAAUCCCAUAAUGGUUUAAGACAAGCCUCUAGACAAUGGUAUGCUAAGUUGUCACAGGCACUUUGCACUAGAGGUUAUACACAUUCCUUAAAUGAUUACUCCAUUUUUAUUAAAAGGUUAGAUUCAUCUAUUGUGUUUUUUGCUGUCUAUGUGGACGACAUUAUUCUCACUGGGGAAGACCAUCAAGAGAUCAAUGACCUCAGAAUAUUUUCAAAUGGUCAGUUUAAAAUUAAAGACUUAGGAUUACUCAACUACUUUAUGAGAAUUGAGUUGUUGUCUGUUGAUUCUGGGGUGCUUUUUCAUCAGAAGAAAUUUAUUUCUGAGCUAGUUGCUAAAUAUGAAUGUUCUGAUGCUUCUGUUGUCUCUUCUCCACUUGAGCUAUGUGUUAAACUCAAAUAUGAUGUUGGGAUCUUGCUGCCCAAUCCUGAAUCCUAUAGAAGUUUGGUUGAAAAUUUGAAUUUCUCACUUAUACUAGGCCAGAUUUAUAUUUUGAUGUACAACAUUUUAGUCAAUUUUUUAUCACCCUGUGUGCCUCAUAUGAUUGUUGCAUUACAUGUUUUAAGAUAUUUGAAAGGUACACAUGAUGUUAGGGUUUAUUUCAAUGAUUCUUCUAACUUUUCUGUACAAGCUUUUUAUGACAGUGAUUGGGCUUCUUGCCUGACUAGCGCGGAUCAGUUUCUGGUUUUUGUGUGUCUUUAG